AUGCAGAGCGAGUUCAAGGCCUCCAAGGAAUGGAAUGAAUCAACAAAGCAACUCGCCCAAGGCGCGACUGACUUCGUGGAGAGCGAGAAUGUCCGACGAGCGCGCGAGGCCUACGAGAAGACUACAGGUGCCGUCUCAACAACCGCGGGCAAAGUCUUGAAAGGCACAGCUGGCGCAGUCGGCAAGGGUGCGGCGUGGACGUGGGACACUUCUGUGAUGAAGGGUGUCCGAAAAGCGGCAAAUGUCACAGGCGAUGCCAUCGACAAGACGACCAAACCAAUCCGGGAUACAGAGGCGUACAAGAGUGUGAAGAGCGUCAUCGACGACGGCAGCAGCUCGAGAUAUGGCGGCUGGGUGGAGAAGGAGGAGCGGAGGAAGCAGAGGGAGCUGCGCGAGCAGAUGGAGAACCCCAACGGGCCCAGAAAGCACGAGGUUCUCGAGGAGGAUCCCAACGCCGGCACCAACGUCACUGUACACAAAGAUGCGCAGUGGAAAGAGGCUUGGACCAACUUCAAAGACUCGAACAAAUUCGUCCAGGGUCUUUUCGGCAUGAAGGAUGUGUACAAUGAGUCGGAGAACCCCCUGAUUCUUACUGCGCGAAGCAUAACAGACCGUGUGGCGGGCUUCUUCGCCGAGAACGAGACGGCAAUGGUCAUCAAGAGGUUCCGCUCGAUGGACCCUAACUUCCAGGUCGAGCCUUUUCUCCGCGAAUUGCGCGAGUACAUCCUUCCCGAGGUCCUUGACGCCUAUGUCAAGGGUGACGUCGAGACGCUGAAGCUGUGGCUGUCCGAGGCGCAGUACUCAGUGUAUGAGGCUCUCACCAAGCAAUACCUGCAGGCUGGCUUGAAAUCAGACGGUCGCAUCCUCGACAUCAGGCACGUCGAUAUUCUGAAAGCAAGGAUGCUGGAGCCUGGCGAGAUCCCCGUGUUCAUUAUCACAUGCAGGACGCAGGAGGUACACGUCUACCGGAACGCGAAGUCGAACGAGUUGGCUGCCGGCAUGGAAGACAAGGUUCAACUCGUCACUUACGCCAUCGGCGUGACAAGGACGCCGGAAGACGUGAACAAUCCCGAGACAAGAGGGUGGCGUUUGAUCGAGAUGCAGAAGAGCGCGAGGGAGUACAUCUGA
This is a messenger RNA of Diaporthe citri, 1128 nucleotides long. RefSeq lists its product as uncharacterized. The record is from RefSeq and is a predicted model, not a curated record. Gene Ontology annotation, cellular component: mitochondrial inner membrane. Gene Ontology annotation, biological process: protein import into mitochondrial matrix. Lineage: Eukaryota; Fungi; Ascomycota; Sordariomycetes; Diaporthales; Diaporthaceae. The coding region runs from base 1 to 1128 and encodes 375 amino acids. The transcript is spliced from 2 exons. Gene Ontology annotation, molecular function: protein-folding chaperone binding.